AUGAAAAAUUCGAAAUUACUUAUUAUUCUCCUUCUUGUUGGUACCAUUAAUGCUGACGUUGUCUCUGAAGAAUAUGAUGAACACGAAGUAAUUACAAUUACUAAAGAUUUUUAUCGUAAAAAUUUUAUAAUAUACAACGCUAAACAUGACGUGGUAAACAUUCUUGUACCAACAAACUCUUUGAACUUCGAUGAAAACGAUGAUGAAGAAAAAAAGGAGAACUUUGAUAAGUAUCUUAUAUUAUUCUUCGUUGAAGCUGACGUAGACACAGCUGGUAAUAUAGUAGACAAAGGGCUAUACGUUUACAAGAAUGGACAGGCUACAAAACUUUUAGAAAAUGGGCGCGACGCUGCUGCAAGUAGCGAUAACAGCACUGAUGUGUUCUUUGGAGCAAAAGACGGUAUUUACAUGUAUGAUAACAAAGAAAACAAAGCAGUCAAAUACGGCUCUGUGACUGAUGAUAUUAUUGCAAUUGCUAAAGAAAACGCUACUGACGUAAUCUAUUAUCUGAAUAAAGAUCACGAAUUGUAUAAAGUCACUGAUAACGGUAAAAAAAGUGUUAAAAUAAACGACGUAGUAGGAGCUCAAGAAAUAGUUUUGGAUAGGGCCAAUAAUUUAUAUUUCUAUACUGAAGAUAAACAAGUGUAUGUCCUCAAUGAAAACGGUGUGAAGAAAUUUACAGAAUUGCCAGAACAUCCUAAGUCUGUUAAACUCAUAAAGCCUCCUGUUCUAGAAGAAGGAGUUGUGCUCCUUACAUUUAAUGCAUUUUAUGUCCUUUAUCCAAACGGAAAAUGCAAACUAGCUCAAUUUGUAAUCACAUCCAAUGCCAAACCAUCUGCUUAUGCUAUGGAAGGCACCGUUGUUCAAUACUUUGCAUAUCACAAAAAAAUUUACAAAUAUAACUUAUUGGAAAUUUUGGCUGGUGAUGUCUUUGAGGAUUUGAAUAAAUUGCUCGAGGAAAACCAAGGAAUAAUUCUAAAUGCAUCUCCUGUGAACAAAAUCAGUACCUGUAAGAUUAAGAAAUACAAACAAAUCUAG
Messenger RNA from Parnassius apollo (apollo), 1038 nucleotides. NCBI's taxonomy places the organism in Eukaryota, Metazoa, Arthropoda, Insecta, Lepidoptera, Papilionidae. The record is from the annotation of a GenBank genome assembly.